UCAAUGGAUUCAAAAAAAUUUCAAAAAACAAUUUGCAAUGGCAGUGGAGAAAAAUCAGGAGAAAUCAAAUUGUCCAAAAUUGGAUGAACAGAAUGUAAAAGUGUCAGAAACAACGAAACUAAAAACAGUGAAGAUUUAUCGAUGGAAUCCCGACAAUCCAACGAAGAAACCUCACAUUCAAGAAUAUAAAAUCGAUUUAAAUAAAUGUGGAACAAUGGUUCUUGAUGUUUUGCAAACAAUAAAGGAACAAGACACAACAUUGGCAUUUAGAAGAUCGUGUCGCGAGGGAAUUUGCGGAAGUUGUUCAAUGAACAUUAACGGCGUCAAUACACUCGCUUGCAUCACAAAAAUUAACGAGGACGUAACGAAACCUUUAAUUAUUUAUCCCCUGCCGCACACGUACGUGAUUCGCGAUUUGGUGCCCGACAUGACGAGAUUUUUGGAACAGUACAAAAGUAUUGAGCCCCAAUUAAAAAGACCCGGCGAGGAAACUUAUGUCGGCGAGAGGCAAAUUUUACAAACGCAAAAGGAGAGAGAAAAACUCGAUGGACUCUACGAAUGUAUAUUGUGCGGUUGUUGUUCGUUCGCUUGUCCCCCGUAUUGGUGGCACGAGGAUAAAUAUUUGGGGCCCGCAGUUUUAUUACAGGCCUACCGAUGGAUAAUGGACUCACGAGAUUUGUGUCACGAGCAACGUUUGAAGAAUUUACGUGACUAUUUCUCCGUGUUUCGAUGUCACACAAUUUUCAAUUGCACAAAAACGUGUCCAAAAGGUCUAAAUCCAGGAAAAGCUGUGGCGCACAUAAAAAUGUACUUGGCAGGAUUGAAGAAGAAACCGCCGCCGGAAAUCGAGAGUCCACUGCCAAAUCCCUGUGCACCAAUUUCGCGCUAAUAAAAAUGACGCUUUAUUCAAAUUCUCUUCUGUAAACAAAAAAGAAACCUUGAAAAAAAUAAAAAUUUUCAUAUUAAA
Molecule: messenger RNA, 967 nt
Organism: Leptopilina heterotoma
Lineage: Eukaryota; Metazoa; Arthropoda; Insecta; Hymenoptera; Figitidae
Product: succinate dehydrogenase [ubiquinone] iron-sulfur subunit, mitochondrial-like
Exons: 5
Coding region: 38-889 (283 amino acids)
Biological process (GO): tricarboxylic acid cycle; aerobic respiration; respiratory electron transport chain
Cellular component (GO): mitochondrial membrane
Molecular function (GO): 2 iron, 2 sulfur cluster binding; electron transfer activity
Source: RefSeq, a predicted model, not a curated record